Messenger RNA from Drosophila takahashii, 1599 nucleotides. RefSeq names its product malectin-B. The record is from RefSeq and is a predicted model, not a curated record. Gene Ontology annotation, molecular function: carbohydrate binding. NCBI's taxonomy places the organism in Eukaryota, Metazoa, Arthropoda, Insecta, Diptera, Drosophilidae. Gene Ontology annotation, cellular component: membrane.
CCUCGAGUUGAGAACCCAUCGCAAAAAAGGCUGCACUGUGUAGAAAUAAAUUUGUUAAUGGAUUUAUUCCGGCCCCAAGAGCGCGGCAGUACCACUUCAGCGAGCUAGGCGACGGGACCCAACCAGGAACUCCAACCGGGGAGAACAACCGCCAAAAAGGAGGCCUUCGAAACGAGGAAAAAUGCAUUGCGAACUACGGACCACAACAACAACAACUGCUGCUGACAUGUGCAACGUAGCACGGAAAAGGGGGAUUUUCUGGGACUACUUGCGGGCAAGUGGUACAAGGACUUGGACGCCCCUGCUCCUGGUCCUCAUCCUCAUCGUCAGUUCGAGAGCUGCUGAACCUCUUAAGGUUAUAUACGCCGUGAACGCUGGCGGAGAUGAGCACACCGAUUUGAAUGGCGUCCAAUACGAUGCGGAUCCCCUGAAAGGCAUUGGGAUCGCCUCGGACUACGGCAAACACCUGCUGAUGAUCGGCCGGGUUCAGGAACAUGACGAGGUGCUCUACAGGACCGAGCGCUAUCACACCACCACUUUCGGAUACGAUUUACCCAGCGACGGCGAUGGAGAUUACGCCUUGAUCAUGAAGUUCUGCGAGGUUUACUUCGAUGCGCCACAGAAGAAGGUCUUCGAUGUGCUCCUCAACCGAAAGCACACGGUGGUCCGUCAGCUGGACAUCUACAACCAGGUGGGCAGGGGUUCCGCCCACGACGAGAUCGUGUACUUCAAGAUCAACAAUGGUCGACUGAACUACGAGGGCGAGGUGUCCGAUGUGCGAAACGGCCGGCUGCGACUGGACUUCAUCAAGGGCGCACUGGAUAAUCCCAAAAUCAAUGCCUUUGCCCUGCUCAAAGGAGAUGUCUCCCAGUUGCCGCGACUGCAUGGCACCGAGGCGAGUGAAAGGAUCAAGGCCGAGGGCAAGCCGAUUGCGGAACAGAAGACUGCUAGUCAGGCGGAGAGGGUAGUGCGCAACCAGCGCGAGGAUAUCGACGAGGAUGACGAGGAUCUGGACGACGAGGAGUUCGAGGAGGAGCUGCCCGAACAGAAAAACGACCAGCUGGGCCCUGAUCAGCCAUCCCAGCAAUCCGCGGACUCCAAGCGAUCUUAUAGCGGCCCCCGUCAACCGAACCCGUACUCCAUGGACGACUCCUCGAUCCUACUGCCCGUUUUCAUCGCCAUCGGGGCCUUUAUACCGCUGCUGUUCUGCCUCUGCAAGCUGUGAUCCCCAUCCGUUUGCGUUAAUUUCCUGCUUUGUGAUUUUGUGAUUUUGAUAAAAGACUUAAUUGUAUACUUAUCGUUUAGUUCGUACGUUAGGCAUACCCUAGAGAUCGGCUCCCUCGAUCCCAAGACGCACAGCUCUCUAUCGCCCUGUACUUUCCAUAUUUGAUAAGCAAUGUUUUGUGUUCCUUUCGUUGACCACUGCCGUCGAAGGCUCGGGUACUUAAUCGUUGAUUCACUUGAUUUAUAUUCCCGGAUUGUUUGAUCGCUCGGCUCGGGGGUGUGCGCACAAAUUUUAGGCGGUUUUUGGGACAGUUUUGCUUGGAGACUGUUAAUUUUGAAUGAAAUUGAAUAAAAUAAACCUUGUUUGUUAUCGAA